This is a messenger RNA of Penicillium riverlandense, 2565 nucleotides long. RefSeq names its product putative C6 transcription factor (War1). NCBI's taxonomy places the organism in Eukaryota, Fungi, Ascomycota, Eurotiomycetes, Eurotiales, Aspergillaceae. Gene Ontology annotation, cellular component: nucleus. Gene Ontology annotation, biological process: DNA-templated transcription; regulation of DNA-templated transcription. The transcript has 3 exons. The record is from RefSeq and is a predicted model, not a curated record. Gene Ontology annotation, molecular function: DNA-binding transcription factor activity, RNA polymerase II-specific; zinc ion binding; transcription cis-regulatory region binding. The coding region runs from base 1 to 2565 and encodes 854 amino acids.
AUGGAGCUUCAUAGCGCACACCCGCAUCCCGACCAAAAUGGCGGCCAACCCUCAUCCCGGGCUGCCGAGAAUACAUAUCCAGACCCCCCGGCACAUCCACCCGUAGAAUCGGCCCGGUCUCAAGCAGACACGCAAGCUGAACAGACGGCCGACUCGGGUGACCCACAGGAUCCUCUGGCCGAUCUGAAGCGCCCGCGUGCCUGCGAGCCAUGUCGCCAGUUGAAGGUUCGGUGCGAUCCGGAUCCGAAUCACCCGGACGGAUCUUGCAAGAGAUGCGCCAAGGCACGUCGCAAUUGUGUUGUCACGGCGCCAACUCGGAAGCGUCAGAAAAAGACCGACAGCCGCGUCACGGAGCUGGAGCGGAAGAUCGAUGCAUUGACGGCCAGCCUGCAGAUGUCACACAGUGGUGGGCUACUUCCACAGGGACAGCCUUCGCAGCAGCCCCAACCCCAGCAUGUGCAACAACAUCAGAGUGAGCUACAAUCCAGUCACCGCUGGGAACCCAGUCUGGCUGGCAAUAAACGGCAGCAUGACAGUGACCUGAAAGAAGUCUCCAGUGGAAGUGGGUAUCUGGCUCCGCCGUAUUCCAGUCCCGACAAUCAGUCAGUGGAAAAGAACUAUGAACGCUCUCCGUCAAGACACUGGCGCGGACCUUUUAGCGGCGAUACGGUCCCACCAAAGGCUGAAGCUGCCAAUGAGUAUGUUGACUGCAUCGAUCGAGGGCUGGUCACUGUUCAACUCGCCGAGGCGGCCUUUGAUCUCUACAUCAAAAAAAUGGCUCCCCAAUAUCCGAUGGUUGUCUUCCCUACCCACACGACCAUGAGUGAUAUUCGUCGCAGCAAACCAGCUCUGUUUCUUGCAAUCACUGCAGUUGCUAUUGGACCUCUUAGUUCUGAUCUACAGGUUCCUCUCUUUACAGAAUUCUACCGCAUGAUUGCGGAGCGCGUUGUGGUCAACGGCGAGAAAGCUCUCGAGCUGUGUCAAGGCCUCCUGGUCUGUUGUAUCUGGUACCUGCCACCAGAUAACUUCGAAGAACUCAAGUUCUACCAACUGAUUCACAUGGCUUCAGCCCUGGCAAUGGAUCUGGGGAUGAACCGCCGCAGCCUGACAACCAAAAAAGGAUUCAAUUUUGUCCGUGAGCUGAUGGGCAAGAAGACGAAUCCAUCGUUCGAUCCAGAUGGCCCAGAAGCGAGACGGACCUGGGUGGCAUGCUACUUUUUGUCAGUCCAGGUUUCGGCGGCCUUGAGAAGAACUCAACUGGUUCGGUGGCAGCCGUACAUGGAUGAAUGUGUUGAGAUCUUGGAAACUCAUCCCGACGCUCUUCCCUCUGACAAAGAUCUACUCUCAUGGGCGAAGCUCGGAUACAUCAUGGAGGAGGCUUCAUUGUCGGUGCCAUCAGAGGAAACUAUUUCCAUUAUGUCGUUCUCCGAAAGCAAACUCAGGUAUACGAUGAAGGGGCUUGCAAAUAAACUGAAUCAGUGGAGGAGAGAGACUCCUGAGGAAAGGAUGACCGUGCUGAUGUCCAAUACCGAACACAUCAUCAACCUUUAUCUUCAUGAGAUCGCCUUGAAUGUCGACUGCAACAACUCUAAAGAGCUUGAAGACCCGUCUAGUUCAGCAGCCAUCGCUUUCGUCGACGCAUUAACCACCUGCAUCCACUGCAUCCAUAAAAGUCUGGACACUAUUCUCUCAUUCGAGAUUGAUCAGUUCAUCCUCCUUCCUACCACCUCCCUAGCGCGGACGUCAUAUGCAAUUGUUAGCCUGAUCAAGCUGUACUCGCUUCUCACAUCCCCGGACAAUCGGCUUGGGCAGAUUGUCGAUGUGAAGAGCCUGAAGAUGGAGUACUAUCUCGACCAUGUCUUGGCCCAUUACCGCGCAGGUGCGGCUCGCGAUGGUGGGCGUGCAGCAGCCAAGUUUGCGCAUAUCCUGGGGAUGUUACGGAACUGGUUUCUCAAGAAAAAAGACCAAGGGCCAGGUCUCAGGGAGGCGAUGACUCGUGCAGAAGGUGCCUGUGACAAAAAACCGGAACGAACACCUCUCCAUCUUCUCAGCGAAGUGGCCGUGGGCGAUCCACUUCACCGGACUUCUUCUGGUGGCUUCAGUCAUUCUCCUCUGAUGGCGUCAGAACAGGGUCGCCAUCUUUCCGCAUCCACAGCCACAGGUAAUCCAGGGCCAUCAACACCUGGUCAAUCCAGUCUCAGCACCUCCACCACAUCUCCAGGCUCGUUGCAGCGCAUGACAACGUCAACCACUGUGUCCGACACAUCAGCAGGGUGGCCCUCCUUCCAAAGCCCCCGAGAUCCCAAUAUGCCGAACAGGGGCUUUUACGCUUCUUUCACCUCAUCGGCAGAUCCCUCGAGCACAUACGCAACACAACAGGGCUACGGCGAGAUGUCUUCCCUUGGCAUGAACCCGGGGCAGUCACAGCAGUCUAUGGGAAUGCUGCCCGACCUCGGGAUGGAGACGAGCUUUGACCCGAGUAACUUUUGGGCGCUUGGGAAUAUGAUGGAUGAGGGGUUAUUCAAUUUCCCGUUGUCAUUUGAUCCGAACCUGGAGUUUUAUUGA